Trichoderma gamsii is the source of this 783-nucleotide messenger RNA. RefSeq lists its product as hypothetical. Lineage: Eukaryota; Fungi; Ascomycota; Sordariomycetes; Hypocreales; Hypocreaceae. The transcript has a single exon. Bases 1 to 783 code for a protein of 260 amino acids. The record is from RefSeq and is a predicted model, not a curated record.
AUGGUUGCUCUCAAGUCCCUUUUCGCCGCCGCCAUGGCUCUUCUGCCAGCGGCCAGCGCCACCCGCACCUUUUACAACGACGGUCACCUCAACGGCUUUGACUUUGUUCGCCACGAAGCUCAGGGCACCGUCUCUGAAGUUUCCAACGUCGUCUACAAGGGCACCUCGGCCCUCAAGAUGACCCAGACCUACCUUGGAACCUCGUACCACGACCGCUACCACUCCGAGGUCGACCACAACCAAGGCUACAAGCGCGGCGAUGAGCUCUUCUACGGCUUCACGUUCCGCCUCUCCGACACGUGGGAGACCUCCAGCCAGUCCUACAACCUUGCCCAGUUCAUUGCCAACCGUCCCGGCGCUGGCUGCGGCGGCGAUGACUGGAUGCCCUCCACCAUGAUCUGGACCCAGAACGGCCAGCUGUACGCUCGCUACGUCAACGGCCACUACCGCCAGCCCAACUGCGGCCGCAACAUUGUCACUCGUCCCAACCUGGGCGCCAUCACCCCCGGCCAGUGGCACAAGGUCAUCCUCCAGGUCAAGUGGGCAUCCGAUGGCACCGGCUACUUCAAGGUCUGGUUCGACGGCGCCAAGGUGCACGAGGAGUACGACAUCUCCACCACUCUCGACGACGACAGCCUCUUCCAGUUCCGCAUCGGUCUCUAUGCCAACAGCUGGCACGACGACAACAAGAUGGUUGGUAGCCAGAGCUUCCGCCAGGUCUGGUACGAUGAGGUUGCCGUUGGCACUACCUUUGCCGAUGUUGACCCUGACCACGUCGCCUAA